Messenger RNA from Caenorhabditis remanei, 783 nucleotides. RefSeq lists its product as uncharacterized. NCBI's taxonomy places the organism in Eukaryota, Metazoa, Nematoda, Chromadorea, Rhabditida, Rhabditidae. Bases 1 to 783 code for a protein of 260 amino acids. The record is from RefSeq and is a predicted model, not a curated record. The transcript has 3 exons.
AUGAACACCUUUGUUUUAGCUGUAUUAUUCAUAACCGCGGCCACUGCAAUCUACAUUGGUGAAGGCGGCGGAGGAGGAAGAGGAGGCAGCUCUUCGUCAUCUUCAUGGUCUUCUGAAGAAGGCGGACGCGGUGGUGGACGUGGGCGGCCUCACAGACCCAGACCUCCGGGCAGACCUCCAGGUAGACCACAUAGGCCACCACGACCGCCGAGACCACCACCAAGACCUGCCAGAGAAGAGUGUCCUACCGGGUGGCACAGAUUUGAGAGACCGAAUGGAGUUUGGUGUAUUUUAGUCGGAAACCCUGGAAUAACGAACGGAUAUUUUUCACAUCAAGAAGCUGAAACUGCAUGUGCUCGACAAGGAGCGACCCUCACCGGAUUCCAGAAUGAUAAUGAGAGAAUGACAAUUGCUAAUGAUGCUCUUCGAAAGGUUCAAGCUGUUGGCCGAACUGUUGGAGGUCUUUGGCUCGGAGCUACCAAUAAUGCAGGAUGUGCAGUUGCCAGUUGUGGGCCAUUCAACACAUUCAGAUGGACUGAUGGACACACAACUGGAAACGGUGGAUUCAAGUGGGGAGUUGGAGAGCCCGACAACCUGAACUGGGGAGCCACCAGCUGUAUUCAACAAUUCAUAGUGGCUCCUAACUUUGUUGCGGGGCGUGAUGAUUGGGCGGUAUGGAAGACUUCUUUCCAACACGGAGAUCUGGACAAAUACAGAUGUGGAGUUCAAGCAAAGCCUGUCACCAGAUUGUACGCAUGUGGAAAGAGAGGUGUUAGAAGAUAA